This is a messenger RNA of Bactrocera tryoni, 660 nucleotides long. RefSeq names its product RNA polymerase II transcriptional coactivator (gene Ssb-c31a). Lineage: Eukaryota; Metazoa; Arthropoda; Insecta; Diptera; Tephritidae. Gene Ontology annotation, molecular function: transcription coactivator activity; DNA binding. Gene Ontology annotation, cellular component: nucleus; transcription regulator complex. Gene Ontology annotation, biological process: positive regulation of transcription initiation by RNA polymerase II. Bases 235 to 585 code for a protein of 116 amino acids. The record is from RefSeq and is a predicted model, not a curated record. The transcript is spliced from 2 exons.
UAACAUGAUAACCGAAUUCCUUGAACUUGAGUAUCUUUGAAUUAACAAUGUUAUAAUACGUUAUAAACUUAUAUGAAUUCUAAUAUUUCUGAAAAUCAUUUAAUAGUGAAGGCAACACUGUAUAUGUCCCCUUAGCAGCUUGCCGAAAAGGUUUUAUCCCGCGUGAAUUUAUAUUUCGUCAAUAAAGAGAAUUCUUAUAUUAAAGAAAUUAACUUUUUACAAAAGUUUUCUAAAAUGCCUAAAACAAAGAAGAGAACCACUAGUUCAUCUAGCAGUGAUUCUGGACCUGACGAUAGAAAUGUACCACCGGUAAAAAAAUCCAAAGCAAGUACUGAUAAGACUGGUAGCGGAUCCAGCAAUAAAGAUACUAAUAGUUCAGAAAAUCCAAAUGGUCCUUGGACAAUUGAAAAAUUGCGUCAGGUGCGUAUAAAUGAGUUUAAAGGUCGCAAAAUGGUGGACAUCCGUGAGUUUUACGAAAAAAAUGGUGAAAUUUUGCCUGGUAAAAAAGGAAUAUCCCUGUAUCCCCAUCAAUGGAAAAAAUUGUUGGAACUAGCUCCUGAGGUCAAUAAAGCUUUGGGCGAUUAAGUCAACCAAUUACACUCGUCGCUCACCAGCAAAAUUGUAUUUAUUAAUUUUUAUAUGUAUGUGUAUAAAAUAAUA